Messenger RNA from Pungitius pungitius (ninespine stickleback), 3011 nucleotides. It is a transcript of the gene rgs14b, whose product is annotated as regulator of G protein signaling 14b. Gene Ontology annotation, molecular function: GTPase activator activity. The transcript is spliced from 15 exons. NCBI's taxonomy places the organism in Eukaryota, Metazoa, Chordata, Actinopteri, Perciformes, Gasterosteidae. Gene Ontology annotation, biological process: spindle organization; cell division; regulation of G protein-coupled receptor signaling pathway. Gene Ontology annotation, cellular component: nucleus; plasma membrane; cytoplasm. The record is from RefSeq and is a predicted model, not a curated record. Bases 35 to 1966 code for a protein of 643 amino acids.
GUCCUGCUUCACCUGGGGUCGCUGGCGCGUGCAAAUGUCAGGAGUCAGCAAAUUGGUAACGUCGAGAUUGAAGCUGUUAAUUAACUUUGACCAGGUGACACCAGGCGACUUGCAGCGCGGUCCCCUCGUAUCCCUCGUCGGUGUGAAUGUAUUCCUGAAGAUGUUUGCUCUCAGAGGAAUUUGCUACAGGUUCUCCCGCUUGGCAAAAGUUGCUGCACAAAAGCAAUGCAGAAAAUUUGACAACUCGUGCACCAUAGUCACUGGUAUCAUGGCGGAUAAGAAGAGCCAGGCAGUGUCCGACGGAGAGUUGAACAUGUCUGCACGGGGCUGUGGAGGCAGCAGCUCCAGCCUUCCAGGGACUCCGGGCGGGGAGGCCCCCCCCGCCAACAGCGUGCUGGCCUGGGCCGUCUCCUUUGAGAAGCUGCUGGAGGACCCAGUUGGAGUCCGCCAGUUUACGUCCUUUUUGAUGUCUGAGGUGAGCGCCGAGAACAUUUUAUUCUGGCAAGCUUGUGAAAAAUUCCAGAAGAUCCCAGCAAGUUCCUUGGAAGAGCUGAAAACGGCAGCUCGCUCCAUCUUCAACACCUACCUGUCCGACAGCGCUCCCUACUCGGUCAACAUCGACGACACAGCCAAGACGGAGGAGAAGGACCUGCAACGGCCCACCCCCGACAUGUUUGACAAGGCCCAAGCACAGAUAUUUAAACUGAUGAAAAUGGACAGCUACAGGCGCUUUGUGCGCUCCCCUCUCUACCAAAGCUGCACCUUGGGAGGCAUAGCAGGUAAACCUCUGCCUCAGCUUCCCACAGAGCCGGUCCGUAUGGGAUCCUGGGAGGAAGUGGCCACCAGAAGCCCGCUGAGUAACAAAAAGAAUAAAAAGUCAGACUCCAACAGCUUGCCAGGCAGCAAGACUUGCCCCGAGAAACAGGGUCAAAAAAGGGGAUCCUGGGGAGAUGGAUCCAACAACCAUGGUUCAGGCUCUGGGAAAGAGUCUCACGUGUCUGUAAAAUCCACCAGCAGUUUGGAGCUCGGCUCCCCCUACAGGCAGAUGGAGAACGGCAGAUUGAGUCCCCGCUCUCCAGAACAGGGGGUCGGAGGUGGGAGUCGGAUCGGGGUGGAGGGAGGCUACUGCUGUGUCUAUCUGCCCGAUGGCAGCGCCUCGCUGGCCCCCACGCGCAAUGGCCAACCCAUCAAAGACAUGCUGGCCAGUCUGUGUGAGAAGAGAGGCUUCCCACUGAAAGAUGUCAUCAUCUAUCUUCACGGCAAGGAGAAGCAACCGUUAUCACUGGACCAGGACUGCUCGGUACUGAGAGAUCAGCAGGUCUCUCUGGAGAUCAGGGUGAUGUUUGCGCUGGAGAUCGCCUUCACUGGUAAGACUGUUGGGAUCGUGGUGAAGUCCAGCAAGACCCUGCAGGACGCUCUGACUGCGGUGCUGCAGAAACACCAGCUCAAGCCACAAGAGGCUGUGGUCACUAUGGUUGGGAGCGACGAGCCAGUGACCAUGAACAGCAGUGUGUUCAGACUGGCCAAUAAGACUCUACGCCUCGAAAAAAUCAAAGGAAGAGACCACAGUAACGUUUCCAGAGGCAGUAGUUCUGCUGCAGCCUCACAGGCAGGACCAGUGAGUGCGGGUGGGGUGGAGGCCCGAGCCAAGAUUCAGCCCAAGCCCAGUAAAAACCGGGAAAUGGAGGGCUUACUGGACAUGCUGACCAGGGCUCAGUGCUGCAGGGUUGAUGACCAGCGAGGCCUUUUGACCAAAGAGCAGCUGGAGAUCCCUCUGUUCCUGAAGGUGGCUUCAGACAACGGACAGAAGUCUGAGCCAGAUGAAGCCAGUGCAGCCGACUCCUGCGCUAAAGACUCAAAGGAGACUCCGAGUUCAGCUGAAGCAGCAGCAGCAGCAGCGGAGGAGGAGGAAACCCCGAACUCUGCCCCAUCUAAGCCCAAAGACGUGAAGGAAACGUCAGUUUGAAAGACUGUUGUCCAGGUCUGAUGGACAAGACACGUUUAGAAGUCACACCAAACGUCUCACAAUGUCGUGAGACCAAUCCCAAAAUGAGACAGCAAAAAAGAGUCAAGCACUUUUUAUGUUUACAAAUAAGCUCUAAGACCACAUUGCGCCAUCACCUCUCCAUAUUCAUAAUUUACCUUUUUAAAGGCAUAAUGUAAAUGUUAGUUUUUUUUUUUUUUAAACACUACAUAUGUUAAUAGAAAGUGUUUGCUAUGAACUGUUUAAUGUAUUCCAAAUGGAUUUGAAAGUACUUUUAGCUCAAAUUUUACGCCCGGAAGCUGCUGUGUUGCCAGAUGUUUUACCGGCGUACGGUUGGACGUUCACAUUGAUUUAAUGCUUUAAAUGCUUCCCAAUCUCACAUUGCUGUCAUGCUUCUCUUUGAACUCUAAACAGGGACUGUCCAGAAGGGUGUAUUGCACAAAAUUGUUGUUUUUUUUCCUUUAUUUUGAGAUGAGUGUUUUACAUUUUAUGUUAUUAAUCUUAAUUCUGUGUGCUUACUUGCUAAUUUUCAAAUGUGUGGUUGUGCUACUAAAUGCAUUUUUGUUUGCUGUGAUGGCACUAUAAGAAGCUCUGGUUACGUCCUGUUUCACCGCUCAAGGUGUAGGUCAUGACUUAGAAAUGUGGAAUUGCAGGGAACAAAUCAGUAGAUGUGAUGAUCAAAAAUAUAAGGGUGUAUCCAAAGAAUUAAAGCAUUUUAUGAUGAAGGGUGAUCAUUCAUGUCUGUCUUUUGUGGCCGCUAAGACGCCAAGCUUCAUUUUGUAAUCCUGUGUGGAAAUCUCUGGAUGAAUCACUGUCACUUUCUGUCUUGACACACACUACGUGAUUUGGUUUCAAAUGUGGUUCUGCCUGACCCAUCGAUCCCACAGACUUUGGUUGUAAUGUGUCAUUUUUUUUAACCUUUUCGCUUAUGGCAGAUUGCAGCCCUGUGAUUGGCUCUUCAUAAAAGAGUCUUAGCCAAUCACCUGAGUCAUGUUUUUACUUGUUGCUGGAAGGAGCUUUGCCACUU